AUGCCUUCACAAGAGUCGCCGCUAUACUUGGAAGACCUCAGCGCCGCUCACAACUACCCACGGACGUCCUUCCUCGAUCCUAGCACUCCGGCCUAUAUCGACACGGACUGGAAGGCCAUGACUGACCAGAACCCAUACGGCCAUCAACCACCCACUCCGGCCGACUCGUUCGCCAAUGGCGACUCGCUACACAGGCACUUGUUGGUCGAGACUGCCAUGUUCGACAGCUCGCGAUACGACAUCCUGGCCAUCGAAGAGGUUGACGCGCUGAAGAAAGAGAAGACAAAGGUGGACGCUCGCAUCGAAGCAACACGCCGCAAACUCGCCUUAGAAAGCAAAGUAUGCGAAGCUGCCCGCUCUCUACACCGCCUCUAUUCGCANAAGGGCCGCGUCUCGCAGCCUCGUAGAAAGAGUUUGCUGGGAGACAGAAGGAAUAGUUCGUCCAGUGUCAAGAGUGACAGUGUCGGUCAGGCUAGCGACGAACUUGCCCAGAGCGAGAAGAAGGUUGAAGAGCUGGUUCAAAUCCUGGUCGGUCUGGAAAACCGCAGACAAUACAUUGAAAGCAGACUACUGCGACACACGGCCGCCGUCCUGCAGGCUGCUCACCUCCAACGUGAAGCCGAGUCCGCCGACAAUCCUGCGGCUGACUCUCUGCCUCACAUUCGCGAUUACGACCAGAGUGUUCACAGCGAUGUUGGCAAAGAACAGUCGAUUGUCCACAACGACCAAUUGAACGACUUCAACACAAGGCUACAGUUCCUAAACGGCCAAAUGCGGUCUCUCAUAUCCCAGGCGAAGAAAGGUCGCGCAGGCAGCAUCGAUACCUCACCAGACGAGAUCCCAUCUGCGUACCCGGAAGACGACGAGCCCUCGGUCCGCAUCGACAACCAGCUCGAGCAAUUACAAGACGGCAUCUUCGCCCUCCUCGAAGAACAUAAAUUUAUCGUCCAAUCGCGUGAGGACACGCUCAAUGGUUCAAAAGAGGAUCAGAGUCUUGUCGAGAACAGGUUGCAGGGUGUCAAUCUCCACCUAUUCGAUCUUGUCUCCGCCCACCAAGAUAUACAACCACCUCCACGCCCUACCGGUCAAGGAACCCAGAAUCAGAUCGCUUACCUCGAAGAGAAUCUCUCGAACGUCGAUCAAAUGCUGCAGCACUCUGCAUCUCUUCAAGACUCUCAUCAAGCUACUAAAAGAGGACUGGACGAGGCUCGCCAAAAAGCAGAUGCCCACGCCCAAAAUGCCGCACAGCAUGAGGCAGUCAUGCUAGGUCUUUGGGGAAUCAUGUCAUCCAAGGAAUCUGCUGCUGCCAACCGGGAUGUUGACUCGGAUGACGAAGAGCUAGAGCGAACCACAUCCGAGCCUUUCAGUACCCAGGCCUUUACAUCCAAGGUUGAACGCUUGUUUGCCCGCCACAGUGAUCUCGAGACGCAGACUGGUAUUCUCAAACGCCAGAUUGAACAACAACGCGAGCUCGCCGGAAAGUCCAACAGCGAAGAUGCCGCUCGUGCCAGCGAACUGGAAGGACUCAAAGAGCGCGAGCAAGAGGCUCUGGAAGAGAUUGAAGCACAGAGCAAGCGUUUGGAACAGCUCGAGGAUCAGAUUGUCGAACUUGAGAACAAGAUUUCUGAACAUCAAGACGAGGCACGCAUCGCAGCCAUCGAAGCACAGCACAAGGAAAGUGAUCACCAGGACCGCCUGGAGGAGCUGACUGGAACUCUCAAUCAAGCCAAGGUAGCCAGAGAGACGGCAGAGGCCAGCCUGGCUAUGAAGGCAGAGGAGAUGGACGACAUGGAGACGGAGAUCAUUCGUCUUACCACUGAGUUGGCUAUGGCAAAGGCAGAGUUGGAUGGCGCAUACGGCAGCCGUUCAGAGCGUGCCAGAGAAGUGACGUCUCACCCGGAAUUCCAAGAGCUGGAGCAAAAGUCGAGGAGCAUGUCUUCCGAGUUGGAGCAACUGAGACGUGACAAGGGUCAUCACGAGAGUCAGAUGGCCGAGAUGCUCGGACUGCAUCAAAACGCCGAAUCACGUGCGAAAUCACUAGAAGGAGAGAUCAUCACAUUGCGUGAAAUCCAGGCAUCAGGCUCGCGUGACGACGGUCGUAUGCGCGCACUGGAGAAGGAACUCGGCGAGAUGACGACGGACUACCAGCAACUCACGCGCGAGACAGUCGAGAUGGAGAAGGAGCGCGAGAAGCUUGAGGGAUUGAUCGACUCGCUUCGUGACAAGAUGGAUGAGUUGGAGGUGCAGCUCAGCGACGAGAGAGUCAGAUGGCUCGGCGUCAGAAGCCCUGGAGGUACACCAGAACUGGGUAGUGUCGCAAGGGAGACGACCAGCACCAUGGUUUUGAGAAACGAGUUCAAGAAGAUGAUGAGAGAGACGAGGGCGGAGGGAGUCAAGUUGUUGAGAGUGAGUAUUGUCUCUUGGACUAUUGAUGUAGAACAGAGAGCUAACGCGUGUGACAGNGCGGAGCAAGAACAGCGCAGACAGAUCGAGUCGCAGCUGCGUAACCUCAGAAGAGACCGCAACGGAGGCAUCAGUCCACGUCUGGGUAUGAACAGUCCAGGCCUUCGUCCGACUUGA
Messenger RNA from Aureobasidium uvarum, 2580 nucleotides. The record is from the annotation of a GenBank genome assembly. NCBI's taxonomy places the organism in Eukaryota, Fungi, Ascomycota, Dothideomycetes, Dothideales, Saccotheciaceae.